This is a messenger RNA of Rhinichthys klamathensis goyatoka, 673 nucleotides long. RefSeq names its product Lipopolysaccharide-induced tumor necrosis factor-alpha factor homolog-like. Bases 97 to 522 code for a protein of 141 amino acids. The record is from RefSeq and is a predicted model, not a curated record. Lineage: Eukaryota; Metazoa; Chordata; Actinopteri; Cypriniformes; Leuciscidae. The transcript is spliced from 5 exons. Gene Ontology annotation, molecular function: zinc ion binding.
GUGCCUAUUCUGAGAGUUUCUCUAUCUGUCCAAGUGUCUUUAUAGGAAAGGGCUCCAGAAUCUCCACAGCUCUCCACCGACUGCAGAUUGGUGAUUAUGGAUAAAGGACAGUUCCCCCCUCCAUAUCCUGGACCGCCAAUGGACCAGACCAACUUUCCUUACCAGCAACAGCAGGUUUCCUAUCAAACCCAACCAGCUCCAAUGGUAAUUUACAACCAACAGCCCGCCAUGUCCACCGUCACUCAGAUGGUCCAGUCUGCGCCUGCCUCGGCCACAGUGGUAAUUAUGCCACCACGUCUGACUGAAGUUCCUGGGCAGAUGCAAUGUCCUUACUGCCAGCAGCUGAUCGUCACACAGACGACAUACAUCAAUGGGACGAUGGCGUGGGUCAUCUGUGGAACUCUUGGCAUUUUAGGGAUCUGGCCAUGUUGUUUGAUUCCUUUCUGUGUGAAAGGCUGCAAGGAUGUAAAGCAUCGCUGUCCAAGCUGUAAAAACCUCAUCCAUGUAUACAAACGCAUGUAGCUGGUUCUGAAGCAGAGAAAAUCUGAACGACUAAAUGAAAAAUUUUACAGACAGCAUCUUUUGGACAUUACUGGACUUCCUAAUUCAAAGACAAAAUAAUACCAUGACGUGGGGUUCUCUUUCCUUCUUUAUGCAUAUAUAUAUAUAUAUA